AUAAAUCCUAUUAACAACUUUCUGCUGAUGGAGACUCAGUGAGUACAGGGCUUUCCCACUCUUUUAUUAUCUCCACUGAGAAGUCUGCUUUUUUAUUUUCUAACCUCUAAAAAGAAGUGGUAGAGCAGAAGUCAGAGGCCACGCCAUGUCUGCAGAGAAGAAGCCAAAAAAGAAGAAAGAAGAGACAAAUGGCACAACAGAAGCCAAGCCGAAUGCAAAAGAGGCCAAGCCCAAAAAAACAAAGACGAAGAAAAGUGAAGAUGUAUCCGAUGAGGACAGUCCUGCCAUCCAAAAUGGAAAAAAGGUGAAGAAAAAGAAACCAGAAAAAGAUAAAGACGAACCAGACAAGGACAAAGAAAAGGAGAAAGAGCCAAAAAAGAAAGCCAAAAGUGCUCCAAAAAAGAAGAAAGGUUCAGGCUCAGAUAAUGACGACGAUGAUGAUGAUGAAGACACCCCCAAAAAGAAGACUAAGAAAAAGACAACAAAGGACAGCUCUGAAACGUCUGCCAAAGAAAAGAAAUCUAAAUCCAAAGAGGACAAGGACUCUGAUGGAAAAGAAAAAAAGUCCAAGUCAAAGGAGAAGGACAAGAAGAAAGAACCAGCUUCAUUGUUCCAGAUAAAAGGAGAAAAAGACUCAAAAAGCAAGAAGAAAGCUGCCAAAUCAGACAGUGAUGAGAGUGAAGAGGAGACAAAGUCAAUCAAAUCAAAGAAGAAAUCCACCGCCGGCUCAUCAUCCUUGUUCCAAAUAUCAGGAGAUAAGGACAAAGACAAGAAGACAAAGAAGAAAGCAAAGGCAGAAGAGAGCGAUGAUUCUGAAGAUGAAAAAUCCAAGAAGAAAAAGGGCAAAGGGAAGAAGAAAAAGGUGAGAUCUCCAUCACCUGAGAUUGAGUUUGACAACUUGGAGAAUUUUGUGAUGGAUCCGGCUCCGCAGGGCGUGACCGUCAAAUGCAGAUUGACUCGAGACCAGAGAGGGGUGGACAAGAGCCUCUACCCUCUGUAUUACCUCCACCUCGACAACACAAAGAAGACCUUCCUGUUGGCUGGGAGGAAAAGAAAGAAAUGUGCAACUUCAAAUUACCUCAUUUCCAUUGAUGCCACAGAUUUAUCCAGAGGUGGAGAGAACUUUGUUGGAAAGCUGAGGUCCAAUUUAAUGGGGACUAAGUUCACCAUAUUUGACAACGCUCUGAAUCCAGACAGAGCUCUUCCAGACUUGUCUAAUGCACGGCAGGAACUAGCAGGCAUCAUUUAUGAAACAAAUGUCUUAGGGAUGAAAGGACCCAGAAGGAUGACGGUUGUCAUUCCAGGAAUGGACAAGAACAAUGAACGAGUGCCUCUCCGACCACGGAAUGACUGUGACGGCUUGUUGGUAAGGCACCAGUAUAGAAAGAUGGACAAUCUGAUCGAGCUUCACAAUAAGACGCCUGUGUGGAACGAAGAAACUGCGUCUCAUGUUCUCAACUUUAACGGCAGGGUCACCCAGGCCUCCAUCAAAAACUUCCAGAUAGUCCAUAGCAAAGACGUGGACUACAUUGUGAUGCAAUUUGGACGAAUAGCUGAUGACAUUUUCACGCUGGACUUCAAGUACCCGAUGUGUGCCGUGCAGGCCUUCGCCAUCGCUCUCUCCAGCUUUGAUGGCAAAAUUGCCUGCGAAUAACAGAAAGAUCUUUGUCUAAUUUUCUACUCCCACUGAAACCAGUAUGCAACACGCCCACAACCACGUCACAACAACUCUUUGGACUCGCCUAUAACACUUCCUGUGAUAGACAGCGAUAACGAAUGAUGGUUCCUUGAACGUGACCAUCCCUGCUGUUGCGCUGUCAACUUUAUGGGCGUGGGAUUCAAUCUGAGAUUGCACAACACGGCACAGGAGAGUCAUGGUUUCUCUCCCGGUAAUUAAGUGGAAACCUCUGAAUUUCUGUUAAUCACAGACACACAUUACUUGAAAGGACUUCAGUGACUGGAGAGAGUUAAGUUAUUUUUUUAAGGGGAUGAUGGUACACCUUGAUGAUGAAAGUUACGAACAUCAUUAAAAGAAGUUCAACUGUGUGUUUUGGCUUUGUUGUGCUGUAUCGUAUUGCUGUUUAUUUAAUAUACCAAUAAACCAGUUAUCAGGCAUUGUUAAAGUGGCAUACACAUAAGUGUCAUAUUUUGAAAUAUGAAGGUCUUUAGUUUCUGGUGUUUGUGAUUGUGAUUUUGUGACUACACAUUCAAUCAAAGAAUAGUUCCCUGCCCAUCUCAGAUGACUUGUGCUCCUGUAGUUUUUUUUCUAUUAUGUGUUUUUUGGUUCCAACAUUUUGUAAAAUGUAUUCUUUUCUGAACACUGCCUUUGUUGCAUUUUUAGGCUUAUUGUUAUAUUAUAUAAUAAAGCAUGUGAACUUUUGAACUUG
Messenger RNA from Perca fluviatilis (European perch), 2387 nucleotides. Its product is annotated as tubby-related protein 1-like. Lineage: Eukaryota; Metazoa; Chordata; Actinopteri; Perciformes; Percidae. Gene Ontology annotation, biological process: protein localization to cilium. Gene Ontology annotation, cellular component: cilium. The transcript has 13 exons. The record is from RefSeq and is a predicted model, not a curated record. Bases 146 to 1654 code for a protein of 502 amino acids. Gene Ontology annotation, molecular function: actin filament binding.